Humulus lupulus (European hop) is the source of this 892-nucleotide messenger RNA. Its product is annotated as HMG1/2-like protein. The record is from RefSeq and is a predicted model, not a curated record. Bases 167 to 616 code for a protein of 149 amino acids. The transcript is spliced from 8 exons. NCBI's taxonomy places the organism in Eukaryota, Viridiplantae, Streptophyta, Magnoliopsida, Rosales, Cannabaceae.
GCAAUUGAAUUUCAAUUUCCCCAAAAAUCUUAAUAAUAUCUCUGCCUUUUUGGGUCUCUUCACAUCCCCCGCUUACAUCGCUCUCUUUCGCUCUCUCUCUCUCUCUACACCUUUCUUUCUAUACUAUUCUCCUUUUUGCGAACCCUAAAACUCAACAGAUUUCGCCAUGAAAGGAGCUAAAUCCACCUCCAAGAGAGCCGAACCUAAGCUUUCCGUGAAGAAGGGCGCUGCUGCCGCCACGAAGGGCCGGAAACCAACUAAGAAGGCUGCCAAGGAUCCUAACAAGCCUAAGAGGCCUGCCAGUGCUUUCUUUGUUUUCAUGGAGGACUUCAGGAAGCAAUUUAACAAGGAAAACCCUAACAACAAAGCCGUCUCUGCUGUUGGUAAAGCUGCUGGAGAGAAAUGGAAGUCGAUGACGGAGGCCGACAAAGCUCCGUUUGUUGCCAAGGCAGAGAAAAGAAAGAUUGAGUAUGAGAAAAACAUGAAAGCCUAUAACAAGAGACAAGCUGAUGGCCCUGCUGCCGAGGAAGACGGUUCUGAGAAAUCAAUGUCUGAAGUGAACGACGAAGAGGAAGGAGAUGAAGAUGGCAGUGGAGAGGAGGACGAUGACGAGUAGGAAAUGGCAGAAAAGGAUGAUAGCAUAGUGGCCUAGGCUGUCUAAACAUUGAAUCAAUACCAUGUAAUUGGGUUGAUUGUUAAUUGUUAAUCAUCGGUUCUUUUUCUUAAUAUUGUUUUGUUGAAGAAGUAUACUCCUCUGCUCUCUCCUUUUUUAGUCCACUGAUUUUGGGCACAUGAAUUUUUAUAGUAAUAGAAAAGGGGAGAAUCAUCUGUGUAAUCGUACCUCUUUUUUUAAAAGUCUAAUGACUAGCUAGGUGAUUCUGUCUUUUGUAGA